Scomber scombrus (Atlantic mackerel) is the source of this 3985-nucleotide messenger RNA. Its product is annotated as sentrin-specific protease 5-like. The record is from RefSeq and is a predicted model, not a curated record. Gene Ontology annotation, molecular function: deSUMOylase activity. Gene Ontology annotation, cellular component: nucleus. The coding region runs from base 373 to 2622 and encodes 749 amino acids. Lineage: Eukaryota; Metazoa; Chordata; Actinopteri; Scombriformes; Scombridae. Gene Ontology annotation, biological process: protein desumoylation. The transcript has 10 exons.
GCGCCGCCAAUUUGGAUUGUUGUUUCUUCAAAUCGUGGUCAGACGAUACUCAAGUUUGUUUUUUCACAGACAAGGAGACCAUGGUGAUCUUAUUCCAGGCAAAGUCUAGCUACCACUGAGGACCACUCAAAGUAUACCUCCCAAGUCCAAGUCUGCUGCCAUCAGUAACCUCUAUGGUGGGAAAGGCUUGAGAACAAACUACUUUUCUACACAAGAAAGGUGGUUGACACAAAAACACUUGGAAAGAAGAAGUGACGGGAUUGAGAAAGAACAAACCGCGAUACUUAAAAUUCAGCAGACCAAAGGGGAGGAGUGGACAGGAGUGUGGAGAGAGGUGUUGGGGAUGGGGCUGAAAAGCCAAAAGAGGACGUCAUGGUUCACAGCGACUCUGCUUCCCCAAUGAAAACACCACUAUCAGUAUCACCUCAUUUAACGACUUCUGCUACAGCACCUCCCCUCGUGCCUCCCCCUUCAGAUACUACUGGUCAGGAUCUAACCAAGACCCCGGCAAAACUCCUCACUUCAGACAUUACCUCCAACGCAGACUUGACCCAGCCCUCUACACAGACUCUUGCUGAUGCUGAGCCCCCCGUUUUAACCCCAGGAAAAGCACUUACAGCUAACUCAAGUCCAGCAUCAGGCUGGACCACCUCAGAGACAACAACCCCUGCUCAGGCCACAGCCAAUGGACGCACAUCAGGCAGAAAGAGGACUCCUAAGGCUUGUGACUGCUGUGGCCCAAACAGUACUGGUCACAAUGUCAAAACCCCAGUCAGAGGAAGGGGAAGGGGGAGAGGGAGAGGGCGGGGCUUUGGUAGGGACUUUUUGGACACCCCUACAAGGAAAACUGGGGGCCAGUUGACACGCAUCAAGAGCUUUGAUUUGACCAAGGACAUGGUAGAGGAGGAAAAGGAUGACAUGUAUGAGUAUGAGUAUACUCAGUCACAACCCCCUGUUGCCCUGCCUGUCGAUGUCUCCCUGCCGAAUGGACCAAUAAGGAACUGUGUUGCUCCAGAGAAAGGGGCCAUGCAGAAAAAUGAGGACAUGUCGAUAGAGGGUUCAGGGGAUGCUGGCACAGGAGUGAAAGAAAGUGGGGACGGCAGCGAUGUGGAGAUGAGGUUGCCGGGAACGGCAGGCAGGAAAUGGUCAGCGGUUAGAGGCAGAGGAGGCAGGGGUAAGAUGGGAGCUACGUUUGCGUCGAAAAUGGAAGUAGAAGUCGGAAUGAAGACGGGCUCUGUAGGUGGUGUUGUCGGUUCUAAGACGGAUGCCUUAACUGAAUCAGUGUUAGCGCAGGUGCACGAGGAAAACAAGGAUGCAGAGAUGGAGCAUGAAGAGCAGACAGACUCCAUUUCGAUUAAAUCUCCGUUAGGAAACGGAGAUACGAUAAACCUGUCUGAAACAGAACUUGAAGGGGAGGACAGCAUGAACUUGACUAAACCAGAAAAUGGAAUACUCUCCAUUUCAGGGCAGUCAGGUUCUGCUUCAAGCCCAGGAACUCCCCAGGACCUCGACUCUGUGAUGCAGGUGGACGAGACUCCUGACAGAACAGACUCGGCGUCCUUACCGGAAACUCUUUCCAACGGAAACGCCACCACACCAACAGACCAUGACCACAGACCCACACCGACGGAGAUGGAAACUCUUUCUUCUCCAAACCAGUGUCCGGUUUCAGUGUGCAGCAUGCAGCACAGCUGGGCAUUAAAAGAUCACAGGCUGUACUGUGCGCCAGGGACCUGGGAGAAAAAGCAGGUGGAAGAAGAGUCGGGUACAGAUCAGUCAAAGGAAACACACAGAGGAGAGAUGGAUGGAAAGAAGCUGAAUAAUGAAAGCCUGGAGCAGCUUACUGAUAUGGUCCACGAAUUUCUGGAGAGCUUCUAUAUAAAAUAUGGCAGUUUCAUUCCUCUGAGUGAGACAGAUGUCCUGGAGUACCUGAAGAAGAACGGCAACUGUGACCUCAGCAACAAGGGACUAAACAUCAAAGGGGAGAUGACUCGGUACAGGGCAGGGCUGGCCUCUGCUCCUAUUUCGGGCUUCAUGGUGAUGUAUAACAAACACACACUGAGCCUGGAGGACCUUAGCACACUGGAGGAACAGAACUGGCUUAAUGACCAGAUUAUCAACAUGUAUGGAGAACUAAUUAUGGAGGCAACAGAGCACAAGGUUCAUUUUUUCAACAGUUUUUUCCACAAGCAGCUGGUUGCCAAGGGUUAUGAUGGUGUGAAAAGAUGGACUAAAAAAGUCGAUCUGUUCUCCAAGUGGCUGUUGCUAAUUCCCAUCCAUUUAGAAAUCCACUGGUCUCUCGUCACAGUCACUAUGGCAACCAAAACCAUCAAUUACUACGACAGCCAAGGCAUUGUCUUCAGACACACAACAGAUAACAUUAUGAAGUACCUUCAGUCUGAAGCUCGAGAGAAGAAGCAAACAGCUUUCCAGAAAGGCUGGAAGAUCACUAUCAUCAAGGGUAUUCCUCAGCAGAAAAAUGACAGCGACUGUGGAGUUUUUGUCCUCGAGUACUGCCGACGUCUCUCGGUGAAGCAGCCUCUGCAGUUCAGUCAGGAGGACAUGCCUCGCAUCCGCAAGAGACUCUACAAGGAGCUGUGUGACUGUCGCCUCAACGACUGAAUUACUGAAUAACAGCCACCUUUACUCACUCACUGCUUACCUGGUUACAUGAGACGGUCUGUAUAAACCUGUCAGAUGACCUGUUUUAUUGACAGCCUGUUUCACUAGCUAACUCACAACCUGACUGUUUUGCAGGCAGUCACAACUGCCUGUGUGACUGACAGCAGUGGCAGGUCACUUUUGAGUUUUUGUGACUGAGUUCAAUAACUGUCUACUUCAGCAGAUUUUUACUUGCAAACUUGGAAAGAACUACUGACAUGGCCCCCUACUGACAGCCCAAAAUGCUGGACCCGUACACUUCAGGUUGCUUUUGCUUUCUACGUUCAGCAUCCCCAGCGGAUUUCAACCAAACAGCCAGUUUUAAGGACAUGGGAGCUCUUACUUGGACUUAUAAUGCAGGCGUUGGACCAGCUCGGACCAAUGCGGUGGACUUUUCUUUCCAAAUGGAGUGGCCUUACAUCCCGGAUGGCCAUUUUAAACUAAGUGACAUUUUUAACUGUUUAUUUUAUGCUGAACUUAGCAACAGUGUCAUGCUUACAGUUACAGUUGUUUUUAACAUGUUAUAAAGCUAGGAAGUGCGAUUCAGUGGACCAACUGUUCACUUAAAACUUGAAGGUUUGAGUUGGUUUUGUUCUCUUGGACUACAAACAUUUGCACGGUUAGAGGCCUACCCAUCGAAGACUUCAGAUUAUCAACUGAAUGUACUGAUGACGUCUUCUUCCAGGCUGCCUCGCAGGGUGGUGACUUAACACCGUACAGGCUAAUGGCGCAUUUUGGCUGUGGCUUGAAACAGGGAUAUAAUUUUGCAAGUUAGUUUUUGUUUAUUCUUUGAGUGUCAGGUUUUUGUCAACUUACUCCAAAUAAUUUCUUUCUCAAAUUCCAGUUUUCCCACCACAUUAUCCCCUGCAUUUAUUUUGUUUUGCUGUGAUCACAUCCUUAUUGUAGGUUUUGCACAAGCAUUUUUCCCCAUUUUUUUUUUAGCUAUAAGCCAUUGUUUGAUAACAGUUUGUUUGACUCCAUCAGUUUGUCAUGCUGGUUUUUAAAUUUCAUGUUAAGCUGUACAGCUAGCUGCUGAUGGGAGGACCACAGUUUUGAUUUUAACCAACCUUACACUGUCAAACUUCUUCAUAUAGAAGCAUUAACAGAAGCAGAAAGACUUGGUUAUAGUCUUGAUGUUGAAACAAGUGGACCUCACUUAUUUUUUUGAAAUCUUCUGUCCAGCCUGGAUUUUGUUGUUAUAUUACCUUAUAUGUAUUUACAUACUGUAUUGUACUUUUACUGGCCAACUACUGUACAUGCUUGCUUUGGCUAAAAACCACAGUGGUUUAUUGACUGUUUUUAUUGUUAUUAAAAGGCCAAUACU